AACGACCUUCCCCUUCGUCUGGCACUCUUGCUCACUCUGCCAUUCCUCGCCCUCUCCGGCCCGCCGACCUCAGCAGAGACCCGCCAUCUAUCUCCUCAAAGAAACAUGUUGUUCUUUUCGUACUUCAAGGACUUGGUCGGCAGAGAAGUAACUGUGGAGCUGAAGAAUGAUUUGGCAAUCAGAGGAACCCUUCACUCCGUCGAUCAGUACCUCAAUAUCAAGCUCGAGAAUACUAGGGUUGUUGAUCAAGACAAGUACCCUCACAUGCUUUCCGUGAGGAACUGUUUCAUUAGAGGAUCAGUUGUGAGAUAUGUUCAACUACCACCCGAAGGAGUGGACGUGGAAUUACUUCAUGACGCCACAAGAAGAGAAGCUCGAGGCGGCUGAAAUUGAUAGGUCGACCUUUUCACUUUCAGCGUAUUGUAAUGAACAUCAAAAUAUCUGCAUUAGAUACUUUUGCUUGUUACAAUUUUUUCUUCAGACCAAACCUUAUCUUGACAUUGCUGUUUGCUCUGUGACAAUUUAAUGAAAAACAGAACCUGCUUGGUAUUAACCAGCAGGGUCGUGUAUCAAUGUUUAAAUUUUCGUCCAGACAGUGCCAAUUAAUCAGUAUUCAUUAU
This is a messenger RNA of Rubroshorea leprosula, 620 nucleotides long. The record is from the annotation of a GenBank genome assembly. Lineage: Eukaryota; Viridiplantae; Streptophyta; Magnoliopsida; Malvales; Dipterocarpaceae.